AUGGACCAGCAGCGAGACAAAUACGGCGAGCGGCCGGCCAGGAGCACCAAGGUGUCCCAGGGCGGCCGCAGCGGGCACUCCUCCAGACCCUCCGGGUCCUCGGGGUCCUCCGGGGUCCUCAUGGUGGGGCCCAACUUCCGCGUGGGGAAGAAGAUCGGCUGCGGGAAUUUUGGCGAACUGAAACUGGGUAAAAACCUCUACACCAAUGAGUAUGUAGCUAUCAAAUUGGAACCGGUGAAGUCGAGGGCACCACAGCUGCAUUUAGAGUACCGGUUCUACAAAACUCUGGGAACAACAGCAGAGGGCGUGCCCCAGGUGUUUUACUUCGGGCCCUGUGGGAAAUACAACGCCAUGGUUCUGGAGCUGCUGGGCCCCAGUCUAGAGGACCUGUUUGACCUUUGUGACAGGACCUUUUCACUGAAGACUGUCCUAAUGAUAGCCAUUCAGCUGAUUUCUCGGAUGGAGUACGUGCACUCUAAAAAUCUCAUCUACAGAGAUGUCAAACCUGAAAACUUUCUGAUUGGGCGGCAAGGCAAUAAAAAGGAACACAUCAUCCACAUCAUCGACUUCGGCCUGGCCAAAGAGUACAUCGACCCCGAGACCAAAAAACACAUUCCGUACCGGGAGCACAAGAGCCUGACCGGUACCGCCAGAUACAUGUCCAUCAACACGCACUUAGGAAAAGACUUCUGGGCUCAUACUGUUGAAGUUUUUCAGUGCAAUGUGAUCAAAUCUGUUGAUAUAGAGCAAAGCCGGCGAGAUGACCUGGAGGCUUUAGGCCAUAUGUUUAUGUAUUUCCUCCGUGGGAGUCUGCCUUGGCAAGGACUAAAGGCUGACACACUGAAGGAAAGAUACCAGAAGAUCGGAGACACAAAACGAAACACUCCCAUCGAGGUUCUUUGUGAGAACUUCCCAGAGGAAAUGGCCACAUACUUGCGGUAUGUGAGACGGUUGGACUUCUUUGAGAAGCCCGACUAUGAGUACCUGAGGACGCUGUUCACAGAACUGUUUGAGAGAAAAGGGUACACCUUCGACUACACCUACGACUGGGUUGGGAGGCAGAUAAGCCACGCCCACAGGGACCGGCCCUCCCAGCACCCGCCCGUCAGGAACCAGACAGCGGUCUCAGAUCGACGAGGAGCAUGGGAGGUGCAGCCCACACGACAAGCAAACUCCUCCUAUCUGACCUCCCACCUGGCAGCGGACAGGCACGGGGGCUCAGUGCAGGUGGUCAGCUCGACCAAUGGGGAGCUGAACGCCGACGACCCUCUGGCCCACUCCAACGCGCCCAUCACGGCUCAGGCCGAGGUGGAGGUGGUCGACGAGGCAAAAGGUCAGAGGACAGAGGGCCAGGCCCCUCCUGCACCGGUGCUCUCCGGGGAGGAUUUCGCUCCACUCAAAACCACAACGCGGCCCAGAACACACUACAGUCCGGCGCCGUUCUGCCGCCGUCGCCGUGACGACGGGCGGAAACCUGCCGUU
This is a messenger RNA of Menidia menidia (Atlantic silverside), 1482 nucleotides long. The record is from the annotation of a GenBank genome assembly. NCBI's taxonomy places the organism in Eukaryota, Metazoa, Chordata, Actinopteri, Atheriniformes, Atherinopsidae.